Strongyloides ratti is the source of this 1677-nucleotide messenger RNA. RefSeq names its product Protein of unknown function DUF2362 family-containing protein. Lineage: Eukaryota; Metazoa; Nematoda; Chromadorea; Rhabditida; Strongyloididae. Gene Ontology annotation, cellular component: cytoplasm. The record is from RefSeq and is a predicted model, not a curated record. The coding region runs from base 1 to 1677 and encodes 558 amino acids. The transcript has 2 exons.
AUGUUUUUAGAUAGUGAUGAUAAUGAGAUAAAUAUAAUAACAUUUACUUAUUCUUAUAAAAUAUUUGAUUCUGAUAAUGAUAAAAUAGUAUCACUAGAGAUUUCCUUACCAUUGGAUGAGUAUCAGACAAUUGAUGAGUUAGCAACACAUCUUUGCAUUAGAGAAGCAAUACCAUAUUGUUAUCAUGACGAUGUCCUUCAAAAGAUGACGAAAUUUGUACAAAAUUAUAUUGAAGAAUAUGAAGCAAAGAAAGAUGAUAUAAUUUUAUUUGAAUCAUUAAAAUCGAAUUCUGUUGAUUGGAAUGGUAUUGCUAAAGAAUUAGAUAAAUUUAUUAAAAUUUCCCAAAAUAAUGGUAAAACAAAUGAAGUUACAAAUGAUAAAAUAUCUUUUGAGGAUAGAUUUCAAUUUGUUAUACAACAUGGUUCCAAAGAUCAAUUAUCAAUGGUGAUAAAAAAAGAAGCAAAAAUGGCAGAAGAAAUGGGUAAAUUGAUAAAUGAUCGUGAUAUUGAAGUUGAAGGAUUAAAAAAAAUGUGUGAGGAACAAAUAAAUCAGUAUACUUCAAAUAGUGAUACUUUCAAUACAGAUCCAUAUAUUUUAACACAAUUAAAUGAAAAAUUAAGGAGUGUCAAUGAAAAUUAUGCUCAUCAAGUGGAGGAAUUAAGAGAAAGACAAAAAACAGAAUUUCGUAAUAUGGUAAAAGCGUUAUAUGAAAUAGAUCAAUUACCAGAAAAAUAUGUUGAAGAAUUAUCAUUACUUUCAGUUACAUCACCACGUAAAAUUUCAACAAUUUGUAAUGGUAAUCAAGUAAAAACAUUAGAAAUAUUUACUGUUUACCUUGGAGCACAAUUAAAAUCAACACAUAAUGUACGUAUUAUUUCUUGUGAUAAUCUUAGUGAUUUGUGUACAUUAACUGCUAAAAAUAUUGAAGAUGAUUCCUUUUUUGAUUCACAAAGAUUAAAUACUUUAAUGCAUUUGUAUAGGCGUGGACAAAGUGCCGUUAUGUUACUUGUUGAUAAAGAUCCUUUUUAUCAUAUACAUAAAAGAAGUAAUUUUUUUAAGAUUUGUGAAGCAUCAACAGAGUUACACUUUGAGUGUCUUGAAAAACAACUUGAAGAGGUUAAAGAAAUUAUACAAAAAGUAAAUGUUGGAAGGAAAGAAAGAAAAAAGUUUGCUGAUGAAUAUGAUGAACAAAUUGAAAAUAAUAAAGUUUAUGAUGUUAAUAUGUUAAGAUCUGGUGAUAUUUAUAUGACAAGACAUUCAAAUUUAUCACAAACACAAGUUGUAUUUCAUGUUGUUGCUGAUAACGAUUUGGAAAGUGAUGAUAUUUCAUCUCGUCAUCCUAUAUUAAAUGGUCUUCGUAAUGGAAUUAGAUAUAGUGCCAGAUACGGCAUAACAACAAUAAGUAUUCCUUUACUACUUGUAAAUCAACCUCAAGAAAAUAUGACAAUAACAUGGUGUUUAAAAAGAGCAGAACUUGUUUUUAAAUGUAUAAAAGGAUAUUUAAUUGAGAUAUGUAAUACAGGUUCUUCAUCAUCAACACCUGGUGGUAGUACAAGUCAUAAUACAACAUAUACAAUUAAUUUUAUCCUUCCAAAUAAUUUAUCAAAAACUGUUUAUAGUCAGAUAAUAGAUUUGUUUUCUUCAAUUUUUCAUUUAGUUCCUAGUGUUACAAUUUAA